This is a messenger RNA of Chaetomium fimeti, 1202 nucleotides long. RefSeq lists its product as uncharacterized. Lineage: Eukaryota; Fungi; Ascomycota; Sordariomycetes; Sordariales; Chaetomiaceae. Gene Ontology annotation, molecular function: hydrolase activity. The coding region runs from base 135 to 1160 and encodes 341 amino acids. The record is from RefSeq and is a predicted model, not a curated record. The transcript is spliced from 3 exons.
CAACUCCCUCACGCCCCCGCCCCCCUUUCAUUCUCAUCACCCACCUGCCUAAGGCUCCCCCCCCCCCGCCGUCCCUCCCAAAAAUAAACAUACCUACCUCACCUCCCCAACCAACCCCUCCCCUCCCCCCAAAAAUGGCACCCCCCAUCAUCGACUCCCACAUCCACCUCUACCCCGCCUCGGAAGCCCCCUCCCUAGCCUGGUGGACGCCCACGCACCCCCUGCCCGCGCAGCAGUCGACGGCCGAGUUCCGCGCGGCGACGGCUCCCGCCGUCGCCGGCGCCAACCUUGCGGGGUUCGUGCUCGUGGAGGCGGACCGGCGCAACAGCAGCCCGCGGGACUGGGACGCGGCGCUGCAGGAGGUCGCGUGGAUGCGGCGGGUCGCGACGGGCACGGCGGGCGCCGCCGAGGGCCACACGCCCGACGAUGCCCCGCUAUGUCUGGGUUUGGUGCCCUGGGCGCCGCUCGUGCUCGGGCCCGAUGAGUUGGGUCGGUAUUUGGAGAGGGCGGAGGCGGAGGCCGGGCCGGAGGCUUGGGGCCGGGUGAAGGGGUUUCGGUAUUUGUUGCAGGAUAAGGAGAAUGGGACGGCGCUGGGUGAGGGGUUUAUUGAGGGGUUGAAGGUGCUGGGGCGGAAGGGGUUUGUGUUUGAUGUGGGUAUUGACCAGCACCGGCGCGGGAGGGUGCAGUUGGAGGAGGUUGUGGAGUUGAUCGACCGGGCACAUGAGGGGGUCGAGGAGGAGGAGAAGGUGGUGUUUAUCUUGGAUCACCUGUGCAAGCCCGACUUGACGAUUCUCAACCAGACGGACCCGUCAUUCAUUGCAUGGCGCACUGCUAUGUUCACCCUCAGCAAGUGCCACAAGACAUACAUGAAGCUAAGCGGUUGCUUCGCCGAGCUGCCGGACAAGCUGAAGGAGCGGCCUGCCGAGGACAUCUUCGCGGCCAUCAUCCCGUGGCUGGCGGUUGUGGUCGCGGCGUUCGGCCCGAGCCGGAUCAUGUUUGGCAGCGACUGGCCCAUCUGCGUGGUGGGUGUAGGCGAGGAUUCGUGGAAGAAAUGGCACAAGGUAGUUGACAUGGUGUGCGAUCUGGCCGGCUUGGGCGAAGAAGACCAGGCAAUGCUCUGGGCCGGGACGGCCAAGGAGGCUUACAAGCUUGAGGGCUAGAAUUACAUGAGAGCUGCUUGGUUCCUAGCAUUUCGUGGCUAC